Sapajus apella (tufted capuchin) is the source of this 7845-nucleotide messenger RNA. It is a transcript of the gene SLC25A21, whose product is annotated as solute carrier family 25 member 21. Lineage: Eukaryota; Metazoa; Chordata; Mammalia; Primates; Cebidae. Bases 4167 to 4976 code for a protein of 269 amino acids. Gene Ontology annotation, biological process: transmembrane transport. The transcript has 10 exons. The record is from RefSeq and is a predicted model, not a curated record.
UGCCUCAGCCUCCCAAAGUGCUAGGAUUUGAGGCGUGAGCCACUAUGCCCAGCCAAAGUUCUUAAUUUUUAAUGCCAAUAUAAGUUCCAGGCUAUCAGACCUAAAUUUUACCCAAGGCUUUUGCAUGACUAGUUUCUGAAAGUACAGCAGGUAGUCUGGCCGAACAAACGUAAGACCAAUUCUUGGAAUAACAAUGUAUUAUCUUGUCAGAGAGUUCCUCUAUAAUACAUCAUUUGUACUGUCAAUUGGCAACUACCUUUAUUUUUCAGUAAGUUUUCUGUGUUUCUAUUAUCUACUCUUCUAUUCUCUUAAUCAUUCUCUAGUGUCUUCACAUUGGUGAAUUGAUCAAAUGUCUUGACAUUAAUUGACAUUGUAGAAAAAAGUGUUAAAAAUUGAUUGGUUCCAGGAUUAUGCUUUUUGUUGUUGUUGUUUUAGGAGAUUGUAAAUAUUCCACUUUGAGUAGGGUGAUUAGUAAUUUAGCAAAUGUUACUGGAAGAAAUGGCAAAUUAAAAAGAACUUAGAGUUUCCCUUGAUGAAUAAUACUAUAUUUAAUACAUUUCUGUGCUUCUAAAUUUUCAUUACUUAUCAGAUAUGAUGUCAAUUUAAUAUAGCCUUUUUAAAAAGGGCAACUACCGUAAAAUAUAUGCAUUAUUUGUAAGAUAAUUCCAAUUUUAGAAACUUUGCAAUGUUGGAAAAAAUAGGAAUUAAGGAAAUUAAGGUGUUCUGGGGUUCUGGAGUAGCAUUUCAGAAAACUGUUGAUAGAUCAGGAAGUAUGCAAUUUUUAAGGCCCCCUCAUUUUUUCCCCCAGCUAGUAGAGCAAAGAGGUAAAUGGAUAUACUAGAGGCUCUCUUCUUAUGAAUCUUAGUUUUGUCCAAUUUUGACAAAUCUUUUCACAGGGACUUUAUUUUAGCAAGUCGUUUGAUAAACAUGUCAAUAUGUAUGUGAUAUACACAUACAUAUGUAAUAUUUUAAGAUUAGGGUAUAUUUGAGGCUAAGAAAGGAAAAUAGGGCUAUUAUACUUCAAAAUAAAACAGUGAAACUAAUAUAUAAAGUUUUUACUGAAAAUUUACAAAUAUUAUAAAAAAUUAAGAAAAGGGUGCCAAUGACCAUUGUAUUAUUGAUGAAACAACAAUGGAAAAAGCCCAUGUAUUCGUAUUUAGAUAUAUGUCUGCUUAUUUGAAUGUCACAUUUUAUUUUACAUAAUGAUGUUUAUUUUUUAUUAAAUAUCUUUGGAAUUGUUGGUGAGCUGGAGCCAAGAGUGUGAUAAAUUUAUCAUUACUUAGAAAAAAUUUUUUAUGUUAUUUACCAUGUAUAAAUUUAGUUCACCUUGUCACAUCCAAACUUGUCCUUGGCUUUUGAAAUUUGUAAUACCUUCUUUAUUGGGCAAAAAUGCAAGUAUGCAUGAUUCCUAAGUCCAAAAAGAGGUUAUAUGCAAUAAAGUUUGUUUGAUAACAUGAAAAAAAGUUAUUUUUUAGAGAAGUGUAUUGUUAUUUACCCAAAUGGAUAAUGGGCUCUAUUUUCUAUGAAGAGAAAAGAAAUACAAUUCUAGAGAUACAAUGGCCAUAUACUUUGUUUUACAUUCCUAGGCAAGGUACAUGCUGUGUUUUAUGCUAUAGUUCUUUUCAUUUGGUAUGUGAUGCAUUUUAAUUCCCCAUGCACUUAGUUUGUAUGUAUACUUUUGAAAAAUUUUAACUUUGAAUCACAUCAUGUGUGUGUGUAUCUACACAUGAAAGAUGUAAAAUAUGUUGAUUCACAAGGGCAUGCAAAUUGCAAAAUGUACAUAAAAUAAAUCUAAUCCAUAAGUGCAAUAUUUCACAACUAUAAUGUAUGAUAACUAUGUAAGGGAACUCAAUUUUUAACAGAUGCUGUGUCAUGUUUUAUAGUUUGUAACAAACCCCUUUUCUAAAAAUGAAAAAAAAAUUGUGUAUCUUUGUACUAUCUGAUUAUGCGCACUUAAUUUCCCUUAUUGAUUCUGAGAGAAUGAAAAAAAUUAUUUUUUAGAGAAUUGUAUUGUUAUUUACCCAAAUGGAUAAUUGGCCCUAUUUUUUAAGAAGAGAGAAUCAGUUCUGAGAGAACCAAUAAGGGAAACCGAACAAGACGGCAUAUCAGUUACGGAUGGGAACAAAGAACCAAAAACAGGAGCAGGUUAAGUUUGAAGAGCUGCCUGAGCUUCCUGCAGAUGCAUGUCCAAAAGCGAUGGAAUCCUGAGGGCUUGUUUCUGUGACUUUUGUUAUCUCCAGCCUUCUUUUUAUUGUGAUGUGUGUGUGCACGUGUUUGCAUGUGUGUGUGCACUCUUGUGCAGUUGCGGUACAGAUAUAUGAAGAUUGGCCGUCCACUUAGCUGGAAUAAUUUGGAAGAUAACUUUCUGGAAAUCAGUGUCCUUAGGGAUUUGAUGAUUCCAGGUGAGUCCAGGUCACCAGGAGCCUUGCCUCCCAUUGGAUGGCUGGUUGAAACCCAGAGCAGGGCUCUGAAGAGAUAGAUAUGGACCAUAAUGAAUUCCCUAGCUCUGCCACUCUUUAUUUCUUCUUCUGGUAAGAGGACGAAAAUAGGUGUUGAAAAUUAGGAAGCUGUAUGCAGCAAUAGCUUUGAGAUUGGGCUUUAGAAUCAGUAAACCUUGUUUGAGUUCCGGCUCUGCCCCCUGCUAGUUUCUCCACAGCGGGUGCUUCUGACUAAGCUGGACUCUACAGGAUGGAAGGGAGGAUGUGCCCUCCCAGAAACGCUGCAUUUGCUCCCUGUUCCAGAGGAGCCCUCAGCAGGCUGAUGGCUGCUCACACCUGUUGCAGGAGGUGGUCAGAGAACGGCUGGAGCAAUUCUGGAUUUUGUUUUGCUCAGAGGUGUUUACCUAUCAUUAGCCACUUGGUGGCACAGAAAAUGUUCAAUCCAUCUAUCUUCCUGUCUAGUGGAUUUUUCAGUUACCCCAUGAAUUACAUCUUUUCACUGACUUAACACAUAGCCUUGGCCCAGGUGUCCUCAAAUACAGCACUAACAUGAAAUGCAUGUGUUGACUCUGCAGCCAUUUUUAUUUCUGUCUGAGACAGGUUUUAGGUUAGUAGAUAAAACAUUCUUGACAUCUUUAAUAGCCUUCAUAGGGUCUUUUAUAAAUAAUAGAUGUCAACUGAUAGUUUUUUUCCCUAAGCACUGAUGACAUUUCAAAAAAGAAUUUGGUGGGUGGCUGCAGAUUGCUUUUGGAAAAUAAAAACUAUUUACUUGUUUUACCGUCAAAUGGCUCUUUCAUUAUUAAUACUUUGCCGUUUUGAAAAUGUUGUCUUAAUGCCACAAAGAACAUGUUGCACCAAUGAGCUAAUCAUAGUCAAAGAAAACAUUGAUUCUAAGAGUGGUUUGCAGCAGUACUCUGUCCUAGAAUGAUACCUGCAGGGGAAAGAUUAUUAAAGGAUGAGUUCUCAUUCCCACCAAAUUGGCUUUGGUGGGAGUGAUAUACGAAGCAAAGAAACCCAUAGCUUGGGGGUUAGGCAGUGAAGGGGAUCUGCAUUUUUUUGGAGGGGAAAAUUUUGUUAAAGAAUAACAUAGAUUCAGAAAGUGCCUACCUUCAGUGUACAGUUUGAUGAAUAUUUACCAAUUGCACAUGCCCAUGUGACUGGUACCCAGAGAAAGAAACAGACAUAACUGGCACUUCAGAAUCUCCCAUGUGUAACUUUAUUUAUUCACUAUGCCCCCUAAGAAACCACUGUUCUAACAUCAGAGAUUAGUUUUGCUGUUUUUUAACCUUUUUUAGAUGCAUUGCUGAGCAUGUACUAUUUUAUGUCUGGCUGUUUUGCUCAACAUAAUGUCUGUGAAAUUCAUCCAUACUUUUGCAUGCAGUUGUGAUUCAUUCAACUGAAUAAAUAAUUUCUGUAUAGUGUUGAAUGAAUAUAAUUUGUGUUGAUGAGCAUUUGGGUAGUUUCAGUUUUUAACUGUUACAAAUAGUGCUGUUUUGAAUGUAAUAGUCCCCCCCUUUUAUUCACAGUUUUGCUUUCCAUGGCUUUAGUUAUCCAUGGUCAACUGUGGUCUGAAAAUAUCAAGUGGAAAGUUCCAGAAUUAUAAACAAUUCAUAAGUCUUAAAUGCUACAUUACAAAGCCUGUAGCAUUCACCUUACUUCGUCUCAUCAUGUAGGCAUUUUAUCAUCUCACUUUGUCACAAGAAGAAGGGUCUUGUAGAAAUUUGCCUGAUGCACCCCCUCGACGUGGUAAAAACCAGGUUUCAGAUUCAGAGAUGUGCAACUGAUCCAAACAGUUAUAAAAGCUUGGGAGACAGUUUUCGAAUGAUUUUCCAAGUGGAAGGGUUGUUUGGUUUUUACAAGGGAAUUCUGCCACCUAUCUUGGCUGAAACACCAAAAAGAGCAGUGAAGUUUUUCACCUUUGAGCAGUACAAAAAAUUGCUAGGAUAUGUGUCACUGUCACCAGCAUUGACAUUCACCAUUGCUGGAUUGGGAUCUGGACUAACAGAAGCCAUCAUAGUUAACCCUUUUGAGGUAGUAAAAGUUGGCUUGCAAGCAAAUCGGAACACAUUUGCAGAGCAACCAUCUACUAUGGGUUAUGCAAGACAAAUCAUUAAGAAGGAAGGCUGGGGACUCCAGGGCCUCAACAAAGGAUUAACUGCAACUUUGGGACGACAUGGAGUUUUCAACAUGGUCUAUUUUGGCUUCUACUACAAUGUCAAAAACAUGAUUCCUGUCAAUAAGGAUCCAACCUUGGAGUUUUUGAGAAAAUUUGGGAUUGGUCUUCUCUCGGGGACAAUAGCCUCAGUCAUUAACAUCCCUUUUGAUGUUGCCAAAAGUAGGAUUCAAGGGCCUCAACCAGUUCCUGGAGAGAUCAAGUACAGAACCUGUUUCAAAACAAUGGCAACAGUCUAUCAGGAAGAAGGGAUUUUAGCUUUGUACAAAGGCCUGCUUCCCAAAAUUAUGAGACUUGGACCAGGUGGUGCAGUGAUGCUGCUGGUUUAUGAAUACACCUAUUCAUGGCUUCAGGAGAACUGGUGAUUGCCUAGGAAGCGUUUUUCCCCCUUGAGAUAGUGGAUAUUUGCUAUGCAGCACCAUGAAGAAGAGAGACUAUCGAUCAGCCAGGUGUAUAAUUAUGAAGGAGAAAACUAUUUAAGAACAAAAUCCAUUUUAAUACUUAAAAAAUUGUCUUUAGGCUACUUGAUAGUUUUGGCCAUAUAAAUAAAACUAUGAGAAGAAAAAAUAAUAUGGAACAAUGAGGUAUUUAAACGGAAUAUAGAAAAAUAGCAUAGAAAUCAUAUAUUUCAUAAAAGAAAUAUAAACUUUGUUUCCUAAGUUCCUCUUCACUGCUUCACAACAAAAAUUCAUUGCAUUAAUCAGUAUUUUUCCUAAGAGGUCUAUAAAUGUUUAAACUAUUGAAAAUAAAUGAAAUUGUUCAAAGAAAGACUGGGUUAAAAAAAAGUUAAGCCAAAUUUAAACAGUUUUUAUAAUGAAUUAAAUUAUUCAAUAAACAAUAUUUAAAGAGCACAUGAAAAAUGUUUUUAAAAUGCACUAAAAUGACCUUUAUAAUUACUACGUUAAAAUCUGUUGGUUUUCAUUAGUAUGCACAUCUCAGCUCUAUUUUCCUAUAUAUCUCACAGUGUUGUAAGAUAAUAAACAGGUAUUUUAAAACACUGUUUAAAACAGAAUGUUAAAACACUGUUGUUUAAGCAUGUAUUUUUAAAUCAUGGUAUCCAAAAUCUCUUCUAACAAGUAGAAAACAUGAAAUAAAUUUAAACUACUUUCCUUCACGUCAUUCUCUUUGAAGAUGAGUUUUGUUGACGAGGUAUUUUCAUGUUAAAUCACAAAUUGGAAGCACUCCUUGGACCCAUUUGUGCCAUCAGUAUUUGCAUCCAAAUACGUUUGUUCAGCUUGCUUACCUGUGCCAUUUUAAGUAAUAAUGUAUAGAACAGAACUGCAUUUCCAGGAUAUUAGGUUUAAAUGACAGCUUCAGGUGUGAAGUCAGCUGUCUGCAGUACUAAAAUAUGUAUGAUGAAGGGAAAGUUUCCAAAAAAGAAAUACACUUAGCAUUUCCAAGGAUUACUAUACCAACAUGUACCACCAAAAAUAUCUCCUUGGUCUUGAUGUAACCAAACUUGAUUUUAUAUCUGCAUCCUGAAAUGAUGCUGAUUCAGUAGUUAAAGUCAACCAGAAUACCUGAAAGUCCCCACAACACCUGUCCUAAAUUACUACUAAGGGCUAUUACUACUAUGGACUAUUUCAAGAAAGCAUUUUGAAAAUAAAAAUUAAAAGAUAACAUAGUAAUUAUUACUUUUUAUUAAUUUAGAGCAUUUGAAGUAUAAAAAUAAAAGGCUUCUGACAUACUGUAUAUACAUACAUAGCCUUCUGUUGUACAUCCUUUCCAACGUGUUUUUAAAAUUUAUUUUUCAGUCCAAUAUUCAAUAAGAGGGUCAUUAAAAAACAAAAUAAAAAUGUUUUAAAAAGAGAAAUAAGAAUGUGUCUCUGUUGCACAACUGCAUUCUGUCCUUGCAGGUAAUUGUUUUGCAUCCUAUGAGAGUACUGCCUGUAUAGAGCCCAUGAAAUUGAACCUUUAACCUCUCCAUGUGGAUAAGAUAGAAAAGUAUUUCUGAAGAGUACAUUUGCCAGUUAAGCAACACUUUUACCGUCUAUGAGAUAGAGGAAAUAUGUCAACAUUAACCAAUAAUAAUAAUCUUUGAAAGCCCUUUAAUCCAUCCUAUUUUCCUUCUCAUAUUUUAAAAAGUGGCUUUAAAUCAUAAUUUGCUUUGAAUAGCAAAUUGUAUCUGUUGUCUUUUAAAAAUUACUCCAUGUGAAUUCACUGUUAAGACUUAGGGGGAGAAAACAAAACUUCAAUACCAUUAAUAUUAGAUUUUUUAAAAUACAAGAACCAGAAAAAAUAUAUAAAUAGCACAACAAGAAAUUUCUUAAUUUAGAUAAAGAAAAUAACAUUAUUUGCAUUUCCACAUAAGCAAUUAAUAUUUUUUAAAGCCCCCUCACAGCCACCUAAAAACAUGUGAUAAAGAAUAGUUCUAUACCUUAUGUCAGUUUUUCAGACAACAGGAGAGUCCCUGUAUGGUAUGGUUUUAAAGUCUCCACCAAAAUAUUGGAUUGGAUCUUUGUUCCAUUCAGUUUAUAGUCUAUUUUCUCACCAGACUGGGAACUUCAGAUGUCAAUGGGAGUUUUACAAGAUCAAAGGAAGACUACGGCCCUGAGUGUUCAUCUGCUCCUUCUGCUUAUUCUUCUCCUGAAGUUAUAAUCCUCUGUUUGUAGCACUGAAUUUCGGUUGCUUUAGAAAUAAAUGCAGUUCAAAGCUCUCUAUAAGAUAUCUGCUGUUUGAAAAAAGCAGUCAUUCUAACAAAACUUGUGUGUCAGAAAUCUGCUUACUGUUUACAUCCUAGUGAUUUGAAAACCUAGUUAAUCUAGCCAUCUGAGUUUUAAAUGAACCCAUGAAACCAACGUGGUGGAACCGCAUUGCCAUGUAGACUGUGCACAGCACAGACAGGAAGAAAUUAAAAUCACCUAGGGAAUCCAUCUUCAACAUCCAUAUCCAGUGAGGUGCUCUUUUAGUUAUUGCACAGAAUUAUUACCAAAACACCCUCAAUAUAUUAAUUUUCCAACAGUUGAACUGUACCAAUGUCCUAAAAACAUAUUUUUAAGCCUAUACUGCCAAUCAGGAAGAACUUACUAAACAGAAGUGAUUAAAAACUGUAGAAUUUUGCCGCAGAAAAUCAAUUGUUUUAAAAUUCAACACAUACACACAUGCUCACACACACAUAUACCCCACAGCUGUUAUUAACAUUAAAGUGAAAAAUAAAUUGGUCUCGAAAGGUUUAUGAGUUAAACUGUGUCCUGUAAUUUCAGAAAUGAAUAAAGGGAAUUUGUUAAAAUUAAA